UCCAACAACAAAACCUUGUCAACAAGUCGUCUCUUUCGACCCUUGUCCCGUCUCGCCACUCGGCCAUCGCCACCAUGUUCUCAAGAGUAUCCGCCGCAGUCGCCCCAGACUCGCCAUCGUCGUCACACGCGUCGUCGGCCCACCACGCGCAGCAGCAACAGCAACAACAGGAGGUCGGGCCUCUUCUUGCUGCCGAACUCGCUAUCGAGUACCAGUCGCUGCGCGCACCCGGAAACUGCCCCACGGGCAUGUACCUCUUUCCGUCGCCCGACACGCUGCUCAAAUGGGUUGGCGUUUUCUUUGUCCACCGCGGUCCAUAUGCCGGCGCAAUACUGCGUUUCACGUUAGCGUUUCAGACCAGCUUUCCGCGUACGAGGCCGAGUGUCUUCUUUGACUCUGAUGUGUUCCAUCCCCUCGUCGAGCCAAAGACAAGAGAAUGGACACCGCGCGGACGACUCGCCCAGUGGCAGCCAAGAGUCGACCAUGUUGCCCACCUCUUGCGUGCGCUCAAGGAGAGCUUUAGGAUGUCUGCACUCGAUGCCGUGACGGAGCACGAAGCCAGCAACCGCCAAGUCUGGUCAAUGUAUCACCACUCGCGGCAGACAUUCCUGUCACUUACGGCGCAGCGUGCUCGCCAGUCGGCCACUCGGCAGGUGCUCUUUGGAGAACCCGACGCCCCGUCCAGGCCCAUGUCGCUGCCCGCGAGCCCGUCACUGGGCGGCGGCAGCAGCAGCAGCACGUGGAACAGCCACGACGACCACCACAUGAUCCGGUUCACCGAGCUCGACGAUGGCGCGGUUAGUCGCCUAUGGGGUGACAUGCGUCGAAGCCUCGGCGAGAGAUAAGCGCGCGUGGGGCGCGUGCGGGGG
Vanrija pseudolonga is the source of this 869-nucleotide messenger RNA. RefSeq names its product Protein crossbronx. The transcript has 5 exons. The record is from RefSeq and is a predicted model, not a curated record. The coding region runs from base 75 to 845 and encodes 256 amino acids. NCBI's taxonomy places the organism in Eukaryota, Fungi, Basidiomycota, Tremellomycetes, Trichosporonales, Trichosporonaceae.